AUGCUGCAGAAAUGGCUUCCCAAGGACGACCAGCUCGACGCUGCGGAGAAUGCGGCACGAAAGUCCAAGGCGCAGAAAGGAGCGGGAGCUGGAAAAUCCGGCGCUCAGGAAGGCUCGGAGAAGGUUCUCCAGCUGCCGUGCCGCGCGGAGAUGGUUCACUAUUUGGACGUGAGGGACGGCGGGUGGGAACUCAAGGAGUGCGAGUGCUGCUUCGACCGCGCGGUGAGCUACCGUGCGCAGCGCGCGCUUAACAUGAUGAACCUAGAAGACUUCCGCUCGCACCUGCACAAGCAGAUGCCGGACUCCGUCCCCGCCGCGCCCCCGAACCGCCCGACGCGCGCCAUUCUGGACCACUCCGCGCGGAACCCGGUGUGGGCGGUGGGGGGCCCGCGCGGGGCUCCGCCUCCCGUGCACUACCACUGGAAGUGCGAGCGCUCGCCGUACCUCUGCGCGGAAGGGAUGCUUGUGGAGUGGUUUGCGGAGCCCCGCGUGGGCGUACUCAUGGAUCUCGGGAAAAUCAGAGCCAGGAUUCCUGCGAUUCUGGCCCCUGCAGGAGUCUCCUCCUCGUCUCCGACGCACAUGGACUCGUAUUCCGCAGCGUUCCCAGCCAUGGCGGCAGCGCUGGGCGCGGGGAGGCAGGCGGAGCAGGACAGCUUCGCUUCCGCGCUGGUGCAGAUACUCGGGGUGAAGGAGCGCGGAGAUCUCAAGGAAGGCUUUGGGUUUUUCCUCCAGGAACUUCUCUCCGGCGGGCUUGAGAAGGCGCACGCGGAGGGAAAGGGGAGAGGCGCGGGGAGAGGCGCGGGAGGCGGCGGCGCAGGGCGCGGAGCAGCGCGGGCGGGGGGGCGCAGAGGGGUGGAGGGGAUGGGGAUGCAGGAGAUAAUGGGGGCUAUGGCAGGUCUGAUGGAGAGUGAGGGCGGGAUGGGGGCGGAGGAGCGGAGGAGGCUGAAGGGGGAACCGGGGAUGAUACCUAUGGAUGCGAUGAUGAAAAUGCUUGGGGAUAAGGAUGCUAUGCGCCGGCUCACUCAGAUGCUGGAGGCGGAAAGUGGGGGGAAUGGGGGUGAUAAUGAGGGGGAAAGCGCGGGUGGUGAUGAUGGUGGGGGGGAGGGGAAGGACGGGGACUGGCGGGAGAAGCUGACGGGGGCGGCGUGGGAGAGGCUUGUGCCUGUCAACUCCAACGCUGUUGUUGCAGCCUUCACGUAUCGGGCAGGCUGCAUCUUGCAGUGGGUCCGGAUCUACGGCUCAGAUUUCAUAUCAGCGAAGAAAUGCUUCAAGGACGACCCACAGUGCAAGGUGCUGCCCAUGCGUCACCCGCUUCGGGAUCUUCCGAGCCUGCUGGUCAGGCUCGGCGCCAUCCCCAAGCCUCUGGAGGGGCGCACCUUUCCGAUGGAAUGGGAGGAGUGGCCUCAGGGCGAUGAAGCUGCCGUGAAGCUUCCUUGUGACCCCAGUGAGAGGUGUUUCCGGCUGGGAUUAGUGGAUGAGAGUGAAACGGGUGAUUGUGGAGAGGGUGGGGAGAGUGGAGCCGCAAAAGCCUCUGCCUGCGGAUAUCCCUCCGCUGCUGAACCUGCAUGGAAGCGAGCCGAGCAGCUGCCGGUGUUCUUUCUGCUCCACGUGGCGAUUCACUGGCCGAAAUCCUUGCUGCAGAUCGAGGAGUUGGAAGCGGUGGGGAGCAGUGAAGGCGCAGAGGGUGUACGGCGCGGUGCUGGGAGGAAGGUGCAGAAAGGGAAGAAGGGAGGGAAGAAGGGGGGUGGGGACGGUGGGGAGGACGGGGAGGACGAUGGGGAGGUGUGGGAGGAGGUGAGGGGGUGGUGUUUGGCAGCAAUGUUUGCAUGGAAAUCAACUCUGAGGGUGGUAGGGCCGGGGAUGGUUGAGACAUGCAAGGGUGGCAAGGCACGGAAAGGGAAGGGGAGCAAGUGGGAGAGCGGGAGUUGGGUCACUGGAAUGUGGCAGAGGGCUAUAGACCCGAGGGACUGCCAGAAGGCCCACUGGCCCUCGCACAAGCUCGCGUGCUUACUGGGUGGCAAGGUGGGUGGCAGGGAGGUUGACAAUGUGGGUGGCAAGUCGUCACGUCCGCAAGGCAAGAAGAAUAAGGUACAGGAUGCAGCGCCCCCCUCCUCGCCUCGCCACCGUAUCACGAAGAAGGCGCGGCAUGCAUACACGGCGAGGGAGAAGCUGUACUGGCUGGAUAUGCUAGACACGCAGCCCGAUCUCAGCAUCCGGGGGUUGGCGCGGCUAGCUAACGUGCAACCGAAGCAGAUUCGCGAAUGGCGGAAAUUGAAGGAGCGACUCCUUGUUUCAGCGGCGUGUCGUCGUCGCCUCGUUGGCGCAGGCCAGGACGGGAGCCAGGAUCAUCUGAUCCUGGCGCACAUGCGGGAUUCCGGGGAGGUGGAGGUGCUGGAAGACGUGAUGGAGGAGGAGCAGGAUGAACUGGUCCCCAACCCGUUCUACCCGGCCCCCGUGGUCACCCCUCCCGAUGUGACCGUCGAGAUGGAGGAGGAGGCCGUGCUGGCUGCUGAAGCAGAGGAGGCCGAUGAGGAGGCAGUACCUGCUAAGUCGGACUCGAGCGAGUCAGACGAUGGAAACUCGAGCGAAGCUGACGAGUGGAGCGACGACGGGGAUGAAUGGUGGGCCCCUGGUCGCUAUGAGGGGGCAGAGGUAGAGGAGUGGGUGGCGGGUGACGAAGAUGAGUAG
Messenger RNA from Closterium sp. Naga37s-1, 2688 nucleotides. The record is from the annotation of a GenBank genome assembly. NCBI's taxonomy places the organism in Eukaryota, Viridiplantae, Streptophyta, Zygnematophyceae, Desmidiales, Closteriaceae.